UGGGUGGAGAUGCGGACCAAGAUGCGCAUCAUGGGCUUCCGGGGAGCAGCCAUCAAGCCCUUAAAUGAGGUGGCGGCCGCCGAAUUGGGUGCCGAACUGCUGGGGGAAGCCACCAUCUUCAUUGUGGGCGGCAGCUGUCUGAUGCUCGAGUUCUGGCGCCACCAGAGGCACCAACGCCAGAAACAGCUGGAACGGAGCGCCGCCUGGGCCACGCUGCAGGACGAGGUGGAUCACCUGUCGCUCGUGCUAGAGGCCCUGCAGGCACAGGUGCAGGCCGUACCAUCCCAGAGCGCCCUGGAGGAGCUGCGGGCACAGCUGCAAGAUGUGCGCACCCAACUCCAAGUCAGAGAUCCGCCUCCCGAGCCCCAGGCACCACCCAUGCUCUGGGCACCACCCCCAGCCACGCCUCAGGCUCCACCUGGGCCGGAAGCAAAGCCUACAGAAUAG
Molecule: messenger RNA, 447 nt
Organism: Chrysochloris asiatica (Cape golden mole)
Lineage: Eukaryota; Metazoa; Chordata; Mammalia; Afrosoricida; Chrysochloridae
Product: optic atrophy 3 protein-like
Exons: 1
Coding region: 10-447 (145 amino acids)
Biological process (GO): regulation of lipid metabolic process
Cellular component (GO): mitochondrion
Source: RefSeq, a predicted model, not a curated record